Populus nigra (black poplar) is the source of this 1665-nucleotide messenger RNA. RefSeq names its product probable WRKY transcription factor 57. Gene Ontology annotation, biological process: regulation of DNA-templated transcription. The transcript has 4 exons. The coding region runs from base 371 to 1252 and encodes 293 amino acids. Lineage: Eukaryota; Viridiplantae; Streptophyta; Magnoliopsida; Malpighiales; Salicaceae. The record is from RefSeq and is a predicted model, not a curated record. Gene Ontology annotation, molecular function: sequence-specific DNA binding; DNA-binding transcription factor activity.
CAUCUUUUAUCUUAUCUCUCUCUCUCUCUCCCCUCCUUUUUCUCUGUUUCAAUGUUUUUCGGUGAUAAAAAAAAUAAAAGAGUUAAUAUUUUUACAGGACAAAAAGUUUUCUUUCCUCGAACCCUUUGAAAGAAAGUUAAAAAACAACGCGUCUUUCCCAACACAACGAACUUCCUUCAUAUCACUUCUCCCAAAAACCCUAACUCUCUCUCUCUAGAAACCACAUGCGCUCACUCUCCUUUUUCACUCCUAUCUUUUCAGUUUUUCCCCACCCUCUACUUUUUCUCUCCUUUAUUAUAUCACUCGAAUUCACUCUCUUGUUCUCCCCCAAAACUCAACUGUUUUCCGAUAGAUCUCUGCAAAUUAUUUGAUGGACGAUACAGAAAAUCCUGAUCCAGGGACCGAGUUCACCAGCGAGUCAAGCUGGACACUCGGGCCUGACUCGGAUAGAGCCAAUUGUUUCUUCUCUAACCACAGAGAGAACUCCAUACUCAGCGAAUUCGGCUGGAAUCUUCAAUCGGAUGAACCAGCCCGGUUUAUGGACCUGGAUCCGGUCGAAGCAGAAGAGAGGUCCGAUUUGGCGGGAAACAUAGAGAUUCAGCGAUUGCAAGGGGCAAGUCCGGCGGGGUCUGGUGGUGGCGCCGCUGACGUUUCAACUUCAAAUUACCCGUCAGUAUCAUCGAGCUCCAGCGAGGAUCAGCCCGACAAGUCUACGGGCUCCGGCGGGAAACCGCCUGAGAUACCGAGCACUAAGGUUAAAAAGAAGGGGCAGAAACGAAUCCGGCAGCCACGCUUUGCUUUUAUGACUAAAAGUGAAGUUGAUCAUCUUGAAGACGGAUACCGAUGGCGGAAAUAUGGACAGAAGGCAGUUAAAAAUAGCCCAUUUCCCAGGAGCUACUAUCGCUGUACAAAUAGCAAAUGCACUGUGAAGAAAAGGGUUGAACGCUCGUCUGAAGAUCCCGCCAUUGUGAUUACCACAUAUGAAGGCCAACACUGUCAUCAUACAGCUGGUUUUCCUCGAGGAGGAAUCAUCAGUCAUGAAGCUACAUUUGCUAGUCACAUGACUCCUCCAACGUCGCAAUUUUUUUAUCCCGGGAUGCAGUUACCCCGAGAAAAUCCUCCAAGUACUGUGGUACAGUCGCAACCGUUGCCAGUUGGAGCAAGAGAGUGCAACACAGUGCCCACGCGAACUCCCCAACUUCCAACAGAUGAAGGACUGCUUGGGGACAUCGUACCUCCUGGAAUGCGUUGAUCAAAUUGGGAAAGGGAGUUGUCCAUAUAGUGCAGUGAUCUUGUGUGCCCCAAUGUUCCUCGAGGCGGGCGGCGAACCUGAUUUUUUAACCCGAAACAUGUCCUUCAGUUUUCUGAGACUCUUCCGUAUAUACUCACCGGCAGUAUCUGACAUUGAUAUGUAUAUGUGCGCGCGCUUCUGCAUCAGGUAUUUGUUGCUCAUGGUAAUGCGCCCUUGGCCCCUUAGAGAGAGGGUAUUUAUGUCAUAUCCACUUUUUGAUUAUUUGUGCAUGUAGAUUUCCAAGUUAAUAUAUAUACUGUACAGCGAGUUCGUGUUACUUGCUUUGCAGGUACAGCAUGUGUUCUGUAAUGUAAUAUAAAAUAAUUUUUAAAGAUGAUUUUUAAUUGAAACUAUAUAGAAAUAAUUUCUUUUUA